AUGGCGAUUAGCAGGGAAGAAUUGGAGAAGAAAAUGGAAAAUGACGAGAAUAAUUCGUUAUUAUCAUCAUUGCAAGUAGAAGAUGAUGAACAUGAAUCGAAAGAAAGUGUUCUGCAGAGAUACUUCCUCCAAGAAUGGAAGCUCGUCAAGUCGCUGCUAGACGACAUCGUUUUGAAUCGAGGCGCCUGCGAUUUGUUAUCCGUCCACAAGAUCCGAUCCAUUAUGGACAAGUAUCAGGAACAAGGUCAGCUGUUAGAGCCUUAUCUCGAGAGCAUAGUUUUACCGCUAAUGUCAAUUGUCCGCUCGAGAGCUGCUGAACAAGUUUCAGAUCUUGAACUUGCAGUAUCUCUUUUGGAUAAAUGCCAUAACAUAAAUGCUGCAACGUCAUUAAGGCAAGAAAGUACUGGAGAGAUGGAGGCAAAAUGCAUCAUGCUUCUGUGGCUAUCUAUACUUGUAUUGAUACCUUUUGAUUUAUCAUCUGUGGAUACUAGUAUGGCUGAUGACAGCUAUGUUCAUAGAGAUGAGCCACCACCACUGGUGAUAAAAAUUUUAGGAUUCUGUAAAGACUAUCUAUCAAAUGCAGGUCCGAUGCGCACCAUAGCUGGGUUGCUGCUCUCAAAGCUUUUGACACGCCCGGAUAUGUCAAAGGCAUUUACCAGCUUUAUUGAUUGGACGCACGAAAUUUUAUCUUCUGUGGAGGACAAUGUCAUUGAUCAUUUUCGAUUAUUAGGUGCAGUUGAAGCUCUAGCUGCCAUUUUUAAGAUUGGUAACACAAAAGCAUUGCUCAAUAUGGUUCCCAUUGUUUGGAGUGAUACAUCAGCAUUGAUGAAGUCCAACUCUGCUGCUCGGAGUCCUUUACUUCGCAAGUAUCUAGUAAAACUUACCCAGCGGAUUGGGCUCACUUGCCUGCCCCAUCGUUCUCCAACAUGGUGUUAUGUGGGUAGAAACAGCAUUCUUGGAGAGAAUGUCUCCUCAAACGUGAAAGGAGAUAGUAAUCAGUUAAAUCAUGCUGUAAACAUGGACACUUCCAGUUUCUAUCAAAGCGAAAGCUCCCUUGAAGAUGAAGAUAUGGAUGUUCCAGAAAUUGUGGAAGAGAUUAUUGAACUUCUACUGUCAGGAUUGAGAGAUACGGACACUGUUGUGCGAUGGUCUGCUGCAAAAGGUAUUGGCCGCGUCACUUCACGUUUGACUUAUUCUCUUUCGGAUGAAGUACUGUCUUCUGUAUUGGAGCGUUUUUCUCCGUAUGAGGGAGAUGGUUCCUGGCAUGGUGGAUGCUUGGCAUUGGCAGAACUGGCACGUAGAGGAUUGCUUUUACCAAUCAGUUUCCCUAAAGUUGUUCCUGUCAUUAUAAAGGCUUUACAUUAUGAUGUUAGAAGAGGACCACAUAGUGUUGGAUCUCAUGUACGUGAUGCAGCUGCUUAUGUUUGUUGGGCAUUUGGUCGUUCAUAUUAUCACAGAGACAUGAAGAGUGUGUUGGAACAGCUAGCUCCACACCUUUUAGUCGUGGCCUGCUAUGACCGUGAGGUUAAUUGCAGAAGAGCAGCCGCUGCUGCUUUCCAGGAAAAUGUUGGGAGACAAGGAAAUUUUCCCCAUGGCAUUGAUAUAGUAAAUAUGGCUGAUUAUUUUGCACUGUCCUCUCGUGUAAAUUCAUAUCUUCAUGUUGCUUUUGGUAUUGCUCAAUAUGAUGGCUACCUUUAUCCAUUUGUGGAUGAACUGAUGCACAGCAAGAUUUCUCAUUGGGACAAAAGUUUGAGAGAACUUGCUGCGAAUGCUCUCUCAUCGCUUGUGAAAUUUGAGCCUGAAUAUUUUGCCAACAUGGUUUUGGAGAAAUUAAUUCCUUGCACUCUGUCGUCUGAUUUAUGCAUGCGGCAUGGUGCAACCUUAGCUACUGGUGAGGUGGUUUUGGCUCUGCACGAGGGCAACUAUGUUCUAUCAACAGAUAAGCAGAAAAUGGUUGCUAAUAUGGUUCCUGCCAUUGAGAAAGCAAGGCUCUAUCGUGGAAAAGGAGGAGAAAUAAUGCGUUCUGCUGUUUCUCGCUUCAUUGAAUGCAUUGCCCGAGUUCAACUACAUUUGACAGAAAAAAUAAAACGAAGUUUACUUGAUACACUUGCUGAGAAUUUGAGACAUCCUAAUUCUCAUAUACAGAAAGCUGCUUUUGAAGCCCUGGAACAUUAUGUUCCAGCUUACCUUUUAUCUAUGGAAAGCAAAGGUGUGAAUAAUAUCACGACAAGAUACCUUGAGCAGUUGACCGAUCCUAAUGUGGCUUCAAGACGAGGAUCUGCACUAGGACUGGGUGUUUUGCCUUUUCAGUUGCUGGCUAGAGACUGGAAGCCUGUAUUAUCGAAGCUUUGUAGUUCAUGUGCAGUUGAGGAUAAUCCUGAAGAUAGGGAUGCUGAAGCACGUGUGAAUGCCGUCAAAGCACUUGUGUCCAUUUGCGAAACGUUAACGGAUGCAGAAAAGUUCUCUGAUUUCUUUUCCGAAGAAGACGGCAUUUCUCUCUUUCUUUUCAUCAGAAGAGAAGUGAUGUGCUGCCUUUUCAAAGCUUUGGAUGAUUACUCUGUUGAUAACAGGGGCGAUGUAGGUUCUUGGGUUCGUGAGGCUGCAAUGGAUGGCCUUGAAAGAUGUACAUACAUUCUAUGCAAGAGAGAGUCAUUGGAUAUUCCUUGUAGAUCACAAGGAUUUAAUUCUAUCACAGAGCUGCAUGAUAAAGAGAACGUGCAAAAUGACCAGAUCAAAUCAUUUUUUGAUGCAAACCUGGCAACCAAUUUAGUUGGAGGCAUAGCUAAGCAAGCUGUAGAAAAGAUGGAUAAAAUAAGGGAAUCAGCGGCAAGGGUACUCCAAAGAAUUUUGUACAACAAAGCAAUUUUUGUACCAUACAUACCAUACAGAGGAAAACUAGAAAACAUAGUUCCUAAUGAAGCAGACAUUAAGUGGGGGGUACCUACGUUCUCAUAUCCUCGUUUUGUUCAACUACUUCGGCUUAAUUGCUACAGUAAAUACAUAAUAUCUGGGUUGGUCAUUUCUAUUGGCGGACUACAAGAUUCUUUGAGAAAGGCAUCGCUCAGUGCUUUGUUAGACUAUCUUCAAAGUACUGAAACUGAAGGGCAGUACAACUCCAGGGAGUUCACUCUGUCAACUGAUAUCCUAUGGGUUCUACAAAAGUAUGAAAGAUGUGACAGAGUCAUUAUACCCACUUUGAAGACUAUUGAGAUCCUUUUCAGCAAAAAGAUACUUUUGAACAUGGAGGCCCAGACUACCAUCUUCUGUGCUGGUGUUUUGGAUUCUCUUGCUAUCGAAUUGAGAAGAUCAAAGGACUUCUCAAAGUUAUGUGCAGGAAUUGCCGUACUUGGGUAUAUUGCUUCGAUUUUAGAGCCUAUCAACAUCCGGGCAUUCUCUCAACUUCUUUCAUUCCUUGAGCAUCGCUAUCCAAAGAUUCGAAAGUCUGCUGCGGAACAAGUGUAUCUAGUCCUUCUGGAAAAUGUAAAUCUAAUGUCAGAGGACAAAGUAGAUAAAGCCGUUGAAAUUAUUACCGAGACUUGCUGGGAAGGUGAUAUUGAAGAAGCAAAGAGUAGAAGGUUACGGUUGUGUGAUAUGGCCAAUAUAAAAACUGAACAAAUACUAAAAGCUACCAACGCAGAAUUGAAUAAGAUUGUUCGACAGACUCCUACAGCUGAUGAAAAUGCUUCCUACUCUUCAUUAGUUGGGUCAGCUGGAUUUUAG
This is a messenger RNA of Fraxinus pennsylvanica, 3720 nucleotides long. NCBI's taxonomy places the organism in Eukaryota, Viridiplantae, Streptophyta, Magnoliopsida, Lamiales, Oleaceae. The record is from the annotation of a GenBank genome assembly.